This is a messenger RNA of Onychostoma macrolepis, 2669 nucleotides long. RefSeq names its product interleukin-6 receptor subunit beta. The transcript is spliced from 19 exons. Bases 463 to 2526 code for a protein of 687 amino acids. The record is from RefSeq and is a predicted model, not a curated record. NCBI's taxonomy places the organism in Eukaryota, Metazoa, Chordata, Actinopteri, Cypriniformes, Cyprinidae. Gene Ontology annotation, molecular function: protein binding.
GAACACUAACAGUGAUGUGAGAUUCAUUUCUGUUGAAUGCAUGUAUUAUUUUAGCAGCUUUAAAGUGUUUUGCCUGCUGGCCUUUCUUAAAAGUGUUGCAACUUGUAUGACGUAAAUUCAUAUCUUGUUCAUCAACAGUUUCUCAGAAAACGUAUGCUGUUGAUUUGUUGAGUUGUGUUGUGUUCUCAACCACAAGUGAGAUGGGAGGAAAGUGUCAAAGGAAGUGUUUUUCUGCUAUAUCACUCUGAUGUUAUCAUUCUUCUUCUAAACCUGAGCUUCACAUUGAGAAACCGUACGAGAGAGAAAACCACUGAGGUUCAAACAGCAUGUGCUCCACACCGACUAGUUACAGAUCUACAGAAUUCACAUUCAUGAACUCCUGGUUUUCUUUGGCUGCUGAGGUUGUUUCAAGCUUUUUUCUUUUAAAAUCACUUCACCUGAUUUCACCUUGCAGAUGAGAAGAUGAACAGCAAGAGAUCUGUGUGCGUCUUGAUGUGUGUCUUCUGCUUCUGCUUCUGCUGUGCUUUGGGCACUUUCAGCGUUCAAGAGCUGACGGUGACUCCGACAGAGCUGAAGGAUUGUGAGGAGCAGAAGAAGCUGUGUGUGAUGUCCAGCACAGACUGUCGCUAUAUGGCUUUAGAUCGAGUUCCCAGAAUCCCUGAGAACUUCCUGAACACAUCGUGUCACUAUCUGAUCCAUGAGGAUUCGUUGACAUGCAGAUGGAUUCAGACAAAAGACGUCAGAUCAAAAACCAUCAGCAGCUUUAUUUUUAGCCGAGUCAGGGACAUCUUCCACUGUCCUUCCAUUUUAAACAUGUAUUCAACUUUCAAUUUAACCAUCAAAUCAAAGAGCGUCAUCAACCAGAGAGAGCAGUUCUCUGACGUCUAUCCGCUUUUCAUUAAAGAUAUAAUUCAGGCUCCUCGGCCGCUGAUAACAUCUGUUAACGUCACUGACUCGUCAAUCAAGAUUACAUGGACCAGCGGGAAAAUACCACUAAACAUCACUAAAUGCAAAAUCCGCUACAAGCUUCUCGACACAGAGUCAUGGACAGAGACAGCUUCAGUGGAGUCUCAGCUGGUGAUCGAGGGUUUGCAGGCCUUCAGUGAGUUUGCUCUGAGCGUCUCCUGCUUUCACGGAUUCGGCCGAUGGAGCGACUGGAGCCACGAGACUCGAGUGAAGACCGCAGAGAGCCCGCCGUCUGCUGCUCUCUCUUUCAGUUAUUAUGUGGAUUCAGAUGAAAACGCUGGGAUUCGGUGGCUGGUGCUUCUCUGGAAGGCUUUGGACAUCACAGACGCUCGAGGACUCAUUCGAGGAUAUGAAGUGUCCUACAUGCCCAUCAGACAGCCCUCUCUGAAGAAAACCAUGAACACCACUCAUCUCAAGGCAGUUGUUCCGGUGCGGUCAGAGGAAUAUGAGGUCUCUGUUUGUGCCUAUAACAGCGCCGGACGCUCGCCGUACCGCCGGCUCACGGUCAAUCCAUCUCGUCCUCACGAUGUUCCGGCGGUGAAGAGUCUCUGGGUUUAUUCUGACGGUUCUUCACUGUGGAUCCGCUGGGAACACCAGUUUACCACGGUAAACGUCAGCGAGUUCGCCAUCGAAUGGAGCUCCACGACCAACAGUGAGCACAGACACUGGGAACGGGUCAACGGAUCUACCUUCACAGUCCGGCUGCCAGGCAUUGAAGCGCAGCAGAUGUACAUCAUCAGCGUGUUUCCCGUCUACGAGUCUCUCUGCGGACCACCGACCAACAUCUCUGCGGAUCUACAGCACGGCGCUCUGUGGGAUCUGGUGGGGUUUGGUCUGCUGAGUGUGUCGAGCUCGUCUGUGGUGCUGCGGUGGAGCUGGAAGGAGGCAAAGCCUGGCGUCAGUGUGCUUCAGUACAGACUGGUGUUAAACGGACCCAACGAGACUCAGACUCUCACAGUCUUUCCUGACAAACAUCAGCAUUCAUUCCUCCGCCUCCAUCCAAACACCAGAUACUCAGUCCAGAUACACGGAGAAACUACAGACGGGAACUUCACAAAGGCCAGUCUGGCCAUCAACACACUUCUGCUGGAUUAUGAUGAGAUGAUGAGGUUUGCCGUUCCAGCCGUUCUGCUGCUGCUCAUCUUUGGGAUUUUCUCUGUUUUAUCAAGGACCAUGUGCAGGGAAUAUUUCUUCCCCAUCAUCGCCAAUCCGAGGUACAGUCCGAUCGGACGCUGGCUUCUCAACCCGCACCUUCAGCAGGGCAGUGGUAAGAUCUGCGUGCUGAAGCUGGACGGUUUGAUCCUGAUGGACCAGCAGAUGGAGAAGAGCACCGUGCAGGUGGAGCGUCACGUGUCUGUGGUAUCUGAUCACGAGGAUGAGGUUCCUCUGAAGAUCUCUGCGACGGCUGAAGAUACAGCUCUGUGGAAACCUGGAUCAGAUUAUGGGGAAAACGCUCUGACUCCCUCCAGUCUGACUGAUUAUAUAGAUUUACCCUUAUUACCCGACAGCUCAGGUUAUGUUCAGACGGGACAGAUUCCCGGAGAGAGAAGCUCAGACUGAAACCUGCACUGAUCUGAUGUGAAAAACCAGCCGAUUUCAAAAUGAUUUUUUGUCUUGUUUUCUAGUAUAAAUAUCUAAACAUUCUUGAAUCAAGAUGUAUUUACUGUACAAGUAAAAUGAUUUAAGAUAUUAAGUCUUGUUUU